Cannabis sativa is the source of this 1824-nucleotide messenger RNA. RefSeq names its product pectate lyase. Gene Ontology annotation, molecular function: pectate lyase activity. The transcript has 4 exons. NCBI's taxonomy places the organism in Eukaryota, Viridiplantae, Streptophyta, Magnoliopsida, Rosales, Cannabaceae. Bases 327 to 1643 code for a protein of 438 amino acids. The record is from RefSeq and is a predicted model, not a curated record.
UUUCCACACAUUUUGUAACAAAAAUGUUUCAAAACUGUCAAUCCAUUUUAAGAGAAUGGUUCCCCACUUUUUACGAAAAUCAUUAUUGAUAAUUUUAGUAUCACUAAAAACUUGAUCCGUUUACCUAUUUAACAACCGGUCUCUAACAUUCUCUUGCCUAGCCUUAAGACCGUGACAACAUUACCAUGUUGUGAGUAAAAUCAAAUUCUUUUAAGUUGGUCUAAUCGGUCCGGUCUGGCAAGGCCAAACUUGAUAACAGGACCUUGGCCACAAUAACAUUUUAAUUAAAAAAAAAAACUAACAGAUUGAUACCAACAACAGAAAAUAUGGUAUCAGCAACUACAAAACUUGGCUUCAUUUUUCUCAUUUCGUUUUUGGUUCUGAUCCCAACCCUGCUAGCCCAUAUAGGCGGUUACGACGAGGAAUGGCAGAAACGAGCUGAAGAAUCAAAGAAAGCUGCCCUUGAAGCCUAUGAACCUAACCCAGAACAAGUUACUGAAAAUUUGAACUAUGAAGUUAACAAGUUGACAGAGGGGUCCAACAGUACAAGAAGGGAAUUGAAGAAGUACUUUGGUCCUUGUUUGGCUACAAACCCCAUCGACAGGUGCUGGCGUUGCAAGAAGCAUUGGGCCAAUAACCGAAAACGCUUGGCUAAAUGUGUUCUUGGUUUUGGUAGGAAAACCACAGGAGGUAAGAGGGGGUCAUACUACAUUGUCACUGACCCCUCAGACAAUGAUGUUCAGAGUCCAAAACCCGGGACUCUUCGCCACGCUGUGAUCCAAAAGAAGCCGCUAUGGAUCUUUUUCGCGCGCAGCAUGAUCAUCAGGCUGUCUCAAGAGCUUCUAAUAACGAGUGACAAGACCAUAGACGGUCGUGGAGCCAAUGUACACAUUGCUUAUGGGGCUGGAAUUACAAUUCAAUUCGCUCAAAAUGUGAUCAUCCAUGGGCUUCGGAUACAUGACAUUGUGUCAAGUAAUGGUGGUCUGAUUAGAGACUCUGUGGAUCAUAUUGGACUCCGUACGGUUGCUGAUGGAGAUGGGAUUUCAAUCUUUGGAUCGACCAAUAUUUGGCUUGAUCACAUUUCAAUGUACCGUUGUCAAGAUGGUUUAAUUGAUGUCAUCCAAGGCUCUACAGCCAUAACCAUUUCCAAUUGCCAUUUCACUCAUCACAAUGAUGUGAUGCUAUUUGGUGCUAGUGACAGCUUUGAAGGUGACAAGAUUAUGCAAGUGACAGUGGCUUUCAACCAUUUUGGAAGAGGACUUGUACAGAGGAUGCCAAGGUGCAGAUGGGGUUUCUUCCAUGUGGUUAAUAAUGACUACACUCAUUGGCUUAUGUACGCCAUUGGUGGAAGCUCACAUCCCACCAUUAUUAGCCAAGGAAAUCGAUUCAUAGCCCCUCCAAACACUGCUGCUAAACAAGUGACCAAGAGGGACUAUGCUAGUGAAUCGGAAUGGAGAUCAUGGACAUGGAGAUCUGAGGGAGAUCUAAUGAUGAAUGGAGCUUUCUUUGUUCAAUCAGGAAAUCCCAGCAAGAAAAGGCCAUUUGGCAGACGUGACAUGAUCAAGGCCAAGCCUGGUACUUUUGUCACUAGGCUUACACGCUUUGCAGGUGCCCUUAACUGCAAAAUCCGCAAGAAAUGCUAGAACAUAUAAACAUAUAUACAUAAAUAUAAAAUAUAUAGUAUUCACUUUUUAAUUUCUAUCUUUAAGAAAAAAUAAGCACAACUAUGUCAAAAGAAAAGAUCAGCCGAGUGGUGAAGGUGGCUCUAAAAAUGCUUUUGCUUAGGAGUAUGUGAAAGGUUGAAAAUGAAUUUUUACUUAAUUA